This is a messenger RNA of Carica papaya (papaya), 1038 nucleotides long. Its product is annotated as ethylene-responsive transcription factor SHINE 2-like. Gene Ontology annotation, molecular function: DNA-binding transcription factor activity; DNA binding. Lineage: Eukaryota; Viridiplantae; Streptophyta; Magnoliopsida; Brassicales; Caricaceae. The record is from RefSeq and is a predicted model, not a curated record. Gene Ontology annotation, biological process: regulation of DNA-templated transcription.
AAGAACUAAGUGUCAUGUCUCUCUCCCUCAUCUGCUUUAUAUUAUUAAGUAUUUAUGAUCUCUGCAACCUGCAGCCUGCGAAGUUGUUGUUCUAUCUCUCCCCUAAUUUAAAGAACAUGCCACAAAAAAAGAAGUUCAGAGGCGUCCGGCAGCGUCAGUGGGGCUCUUGGGUUUCUGAAAUUCGCCACCCUUUACUAAAGAAAAGGGUAUGGCUAGGGACAUUUGAGACGGCAGAAGCAGCAGCAAAGGCAUAUGACCAAGCAGCCAUAUUAAUGAGUGGUCAAAAUGCCAAAACCAAUUUCCCUGUAACCAAAAAUUCCGGCGUCGCCAUCAAGGCAAAAGCUCGGAACAAUGAAGCCGACAAUGAGAACCAGUCGCCAUUAUCGGAGAAAGCUCUGUCGGAGUUACUAAACGAGAAGCUGAAGAAAACUUGCAAGGACGGCCGAUCUCCGUCACUCACUUGUCUGAGACUCGACACAGAUAGUUCCCACAUCGGCGUGUGGCAGAAACGCGCAGGGUCUCCUUCGAAUUCCAACUGGGUGAUGAGAGUGGAGCUGGGAAACAAGAAAAAGAAGCAGUUACAGACGGGGAGGAAGGAUGAUCAGGAGGAGGAGGAGCUUGAUGGAGGUUCGUUAAUGGCGAUGGAAACGACGUCGUCACACGGUGAUGGAAUUGAAGAUGAUAGACUUGCACUGCAGAUGAUAGAGGAACUGCUAAACUGGAACUGUCCGAUCACAACAGCUUCAACUUCAGCUAAUAAUAUUGCUGGGAUUUAGAAAAAUAGCCAAAAAAUAUAUAUAUAUAUAAUUUUAAAAGAAAAUAAACUCAUUGCUUUCCUAAAUAUUCCGUAUAUGUAUACUUGGCUUUCAAAAAAUACGUAUACGUACUUAUAUAAUAUUAUAUACGCAUACGUGUGCGGUUCAGUCUCCGAUAUGGUUGCUUUUGUGGAAAUUGUAGAAAAAGAGAUGAAGCAGAAACUGAAAGCACCACCGGAGUUGGACCCAUAUAUAUAUAUAUAUGGCGAAAAGUCAAAAUUAG